AUGUAUUCCACUGUAGUCGACCCGAAACCACAUCAAAUGAUGACAUGCCCUUAUAACAAGGCCCAUCAGGUUGAACACUAUAGAAUGCACAUACAUUUGCAAAAGUGCCGGAAGCAAUAUCCGAACAUGCCCAAAGUGUCUUGCCCGUUCGACGCCACGCAUGUGGUCAACGAUGCUGAGCUGGAUUUCCACGUUUCAACGUGCCCGAAGCGUUUCCUGUUCGACACGCAAAAGUACGUGGUUGAAGACGAGGUGGUGCCGCGCGAGCUGCCGCCGAUACCCGUGGUUCAGACCGACGAGAAUUGGGAGGAGGAGCCGUGCACAUCCUACAAACCGGACAUGUCCAAGAAGGGGCCUCACAUCAUCACCAAGAUCAAGGGGGCUACGCCCUCCCAACGCCGCCAGGCCAGGAUGGAGGGCGUCAAGAACUACCGCCCUAUGCCUUCCACCACAGAAGAUUAA
Molecule: messenger RNA, 462 nt
Organism: Cydia fagiglandana
Lineage: Eukaryota; Metazoa; Arthropoda; Insecta; Lepidoptera; Tortricidae
Gene: Gtsf1
Product: gametocyte-specific factor 1-like
Exons: 4
Coding region: 1-462 (153 amino acids)
Source: RefSeq, a predicted model, not a curated record